CAAGCUUCCUAAUGAGGUUCUAAAGAAACAAUCUGAAACGGAAAUACUGUAGAGUUCUACACAGAACCCUUUAGGAUCAAUUAAAAAUCUAUUGAGUGAGUUUUUCAGAAUUUUAACUAAAAGUUCUCCACAGAAGUAAUAGUCCAUGACAGACUCUAGUCUAAAAACCUAUUACGUUCUUUAAAAAAAUGAAGGUUUAAAGGUUUUUUAAGGAGUCACUGGAUGGUUACAGGUCCAAAUGAAGGUUCUACAUGAAUAUAUACCGAUCAGACAUAACAUUCUGAGCAGAGCCAGGUGAAGUGAAUAAGACUGAUGAUCUCCUCAUCAUGGCGCCUGUUAGUGGGUAGGAUAUAUUACGCAGCAAGUGAACAUUUUGGGCUGUUUUGGCAGCAAAAGGGGGGCUAACACAAUAUUAGGCAGGUGGUCAUAAUGUUAUGCCUGAUCAGUGUACACCAUAUCUUUUCUGAACGGAAAAUCAAAACUAUUUUACUUGUAGCUUCAAUGUAAUGUUAAGUCAUGUAACAUUAUCAUCUUUAAAAAUGUGAAGUUCUAAGCUGAUGCUGUGAUGCACCAUUUUACUAGUAGAUUAUAAUCUGUUAUAAUAUGAAAUAAAAGUAAAGACUUCAUAAACUUCAGUGGAAGUUCAAAACCACUGCACUGUUAACAAAGCAAAAGUCUAAUCUCUCUCAUUUUCCUCUCUCCUCUGUCACCGUGUAGAACAUCUAGCCACAAAUUACAGCCAUUGGAGUUGUUUUUAUUGUGCCAUAUCACUGAAUUCCAGCCUUACAACCUUAUAAAAAACUUUAAUUCUACAUUAUUAAUGCUUUAAACUAGAAUAUAAAGUGCAGAAGGAACAGAGUUUAUCAUGCGCAAAACGAAAGAAGUCGUAAUUUUUUUAAUGUCAUUUCGGUUUCUUUCGUGUUUCUACAGAAAUUCUUCGAACAGGUUCAUGAUUAACAUCUGUCAUGUCACUCGUACCAUAGGUGACAGGAAUGGCAUGAUGAGCACACAAACUGCUCCAGUGCUUAAGUAUUUCAGACGAAUGAUAAAACAGUGUCAGACAUUCCCUCGGAUGUAAUUAAAGGCUAAUUGAAGAAUCUUGCGUGUGUUCGGUUUUCCCCGAAUUACAUUCGGAAUUCUAUUAUUUUUGAGAUUCAAGCAAAGUGUAUUUACCUCCUAAAUGCAGUGACCUGUACAGUCAGUGUUACAGAUUUAACAAGCAAAUGCAUCAAUAUCUCAAUUGAACUAAUGUCUAAACUCGUUUAGAAUAAGAAGUGAUGCUAGUCAUUUAGUGCUGAUGCUGUGGGCAGCCAUGUUGAUUUGAAAUCACUUGGAACUCCUAAGUCGGAAUUUAGUCUCGAGGCGUUUGUAUUUGCUGUAUAUUGUAAGAAUUCACGUAAAUUCGAUAGUAUAAUCAGUCUUUACAUUCUUUACUACACGUUUCACACUCUUCAGUCGAAGGGUGUUAAUUAGUGGAAGAUGCUAUUAGUGUAUUAUUAGACACCGAACAUAAUUAAAGAGCUAAUUAAAGAAUUAUCAGUCUUAUCAUUCCUAUCAGUACCUUCAGUGGUCUUGUUUAAAGGUCAGAGGCUUGGUCUUAUUUAAAUUUCAAUUGGAGCCACACCCCUUCUGAAACUUUUAAAGGUUCCCAAAGAAAUGUCUAUAGGAUUUUGAUAAUAGUUUGUCAUGCCUUGUGGAUGAGUUUCACAGACGAGUUAUUGCUCAAAUAUAUUCAGAAAGUCAGCUGAUUUUCCUCAGUAUAAAAGAAAAAAUGCAGAUAAGCCGAUUGACAAAUUUGGCUUUAAAAGGAAAGUUUAAUAUUUAAAAAAAGAUUAAGUAGAUUUACAGUAUAAAAUCUAACAGUAUUGCAAGCAGUUAGUUAACUACAGUUUCUAUUUUACAUAAAUAUUUUAUUUAUGAAAGCUCUGUGUCAAAAAUGUGAGUUUUUACACCACCGCCAUCCUCCUGGGUCUUUCUUCCUGUUCAGGGCUGUUAGGUCUGGUAUAUAUUGUUUUUUUUCCCCCAAAUAAUAUAAUAUUUUAAAUGCAGCUGAAGUGUUCUGUUGUUUAAAAACCUCAUCUUUACAAAUGGUGAAGUUAGAAGAACUUGAUGCACCAGUAAGGAUGUUACAAUGAAUUUUUAAGAAAAAGUAAAAAUUAAACUUUAACUUAAGCUUUAUAAAAAAGGGUACGGCUGUAAGAUCUCUCCUUUUCAUCUGUCCACAAAAUAUAUCCGAACAAAGACAGCAACCGGAGUCACUUUUAUCAUCCUGUACCGAUAUAAACUAAAAGCACACAGGGACAAACUUUCUUUAAACCUCCUCACAGUUGUUUACAUGGGCAGCUGCAUAGACUUCGAUUACAGUGUGAACAGUUGUGCAGCAGCUGCUUUAACAAUGUGAAGAGUGUUACAGCCUUUUAAAGACAUUCCUAAUUGUCAGCUCUUUGUUUACUAUGUGCAGUGAAUUUUCCCCUCCUUUUUGUUUUCAUAUCAGUAAUCAGGAAAUUCAAGUUCCCUUUCAGUGCCUCCACCAACAAUGGCAUUUAAUUCCUGACAUUUUCUAUCGACUGCUCAUUUCUCAUUACGCCCAGGUCUUAAAAAGCGAAUACAUACUUCUGAAUUGCUGCUAACCAAUUGCAGCGAGGAGCGUGGCAGCCAUUUUCUGAGCUGUGUGAAGGGACUGCGGAACGGCUGCGUUUUUUUCCUUCCUCUUCCUCCCCUCCCUAACCCAAUGAGCAUUGCUCAGAUAUGAGUCACUCCCUCACCCUGGCCAUAUAUAGCAGAGAGGCAGGGGCGGUCUCUCCAGCCUGAGGCUGAGAUAGUGGCUGCCUGCACGAAAAACACAGCAGCACCAUUAGGAAGGGAACAGCUACACACAUUACAGCAGAACCACAGGGGACCAAGGGCUCGGUAGAGGCAAAGCCAGCGACCCCUCGGCAUCAAUGGCGGAUAAGGAGCAAAUCAAACAAACAGCAGCCAAGGUGCUGGGCUACGUCGAGAAAGUGUCCUCCUUUGCUUCCUCCAUUGACCCUCUGUUUGGCAUCGUCACCUCGCUGGUUGGUGUAGUAAGGAAAGGCCUGGUGGAAGAUGAAACCAAUGAGCUGGACAAGGACUUCAAGAAGAUUCACGACAAGCUGGAGAGCAUCUCUCAGCAGAACAAGCAGACGCUGCGCCAGAUCCGCAUCAACGAAAUCAACGAAGUGUUCGGCAAAUACGAGGAAUACAUCAAGCACCAAUACGGCGCCUUCAAUACCAUGGUGGAUCGGGUCAGGACGAACCCCGACGAUGCCGACCGUUUCAUGGAGGAUUUCAAGAACAUCUAUGAAAAGGACAAGAGCGACUUGAGCUUGGACGUGUUCUAUCGAGGCGUCAUUGGAAAGAACAGCCUUUUUGGGAGGCCGCUGCUGACCGUGUAUCUAGACCACUGUGACAGGGACAGAAAGAUUAUGGAGGCUAGAUGCGCUCAUCUGGCUCACCUCUUCCAAAUCGGCCUCAUGGCCCUGAUGGCCUACUACGCGGUCACGGAGGAUGACGAGGACGAGAUCAGGGAAAAGUGGGCUCAAAGGGUCAUCGAUAUUCAGACCAAGAUGCAGGAAGCCCUGGACGAGUGUAGUGAGUAGGAGUGAUGCCAGAUGCACUGAGAGGUUUCUAAACCACAGAUGUCUUAGUUUCUACUGCUUUAUCAUAUAGACAAUGAUAAAGAAAAUCAAUGCUAUUUAUAUUCUGGGCAAUAAGAACUGUGUUUCCAUUAUUAUAUAUUUUUUUCUAUCUCUUUUUGUUGGCUUAGCACUUAAAAUUCCAAUCUUUCUUAUUCACUUUAAACAGCCAAAUAUCAUAGGAUAUAUAUAUAUAUAUCUAAAAGUGUUGCUGAAUGUAUAGACAAGCAAGCUGGAUAUUUUGCACCAACAUAUUUGUUUAUUUUUUAUUGUAAUUCAUUCUGGCUGACUGUUUUCAAUACUUUGUAUUGUACUGUGGAUACUGUUUUUUGUUUGUGCAAAAAUAAAUAUUUGUCCUUUCCAAGUUAAAA
Molecule: messenger RNA, 4027 nt
Organism: Hemibagrus wyckioides
Lineage: Eukaryota; Metazoa; Chordata; Actinopteri; Siluriformes; Bagridae
Product: protein rapunzel-like
Exons: 2
Coding region: 2943-3620 (225 amino acids)
Source: RefSeq, a predicted model, not a curated record